AUGGAGGACGAGUCAUGGCGCGAGGACGCAGAUGAUCUGGGAGAGGAUGACAACGAUGCUGAUGGGGAUGACAUGGAAAUCUUGCAUCCCGAUCACCCGGCGAUGCAGCGCGUUCAGCGCGCCUUGGAGGCACAGCUCAAGCAGCGUCAGCAAGAGGUCUCGGAGGAGCUGGCUGACCAGAACAAUAACCUCAAGCAGGAGACCAAACGACGUGAACAGCUCGGCGUGGAGCUGUAUGGCGUUCAGCAACAGCUGGCCGCCCUCCAGGCUCGCCUCGAGAAUGCUGCUGAUGGAAAAGACGUGCACGCUGAGCGCCGCGCCGCCGUGGAGCAAGCUCUCCACGAGACGCAACAGUUGCACGAUCAAAUCAACAAGGAGCUCAAGGCCAAGCGUUCUGCUGCGGAGCAAGCCCAGCGUGAGUUUGAUGAGCUGCGGAGUCAAGUAAUCAUGUUUGAGCAGCACGCUGAUGAGCUCUCCUCCGAAGUCAAGGGCGCUAAGCGUGCUGCGCUCAAGGCCAAUCGUGACCAGGAUAAGAUUGAACAAGCCAAGCAGGAGCAGGAUCUCUUUGUCGAUCGCCUUCGUGAGCGCCUCAAAGAGCUCGAACGAGAGAUUGUUGUGAAGAAGAAGCAAAAAGAGGCCCAAGCUGAGGAAACAGCCUCUGCACGAGAUGCCCUUCGCGAAGCGCAGGCAGAGAUCGAUGAGAUUGUGAUGCGUCGUAAAGAGGUGACCAGCCUUUGGCAAGCCUCCCAGCAGGGUCUGACCAAGCGCAACGAGGCCCUCGCUAACAUGCAACAGCAAGCACGUGAGCAACAGCAAGAGCUCUUUGCCAAGCAACUCGAGGUGGAAGGCCUUGAACGCCUUGUUCGCCAGGCCCAGGAGCGACACGAACAGUUGAGUGCACAACUGACCCGCCUGCAAAACGAGUAUGCUAGUCAAAAGAAGAAGCUUGAGGCCUUGCUGGCCAAGCAGGAUGAGGUCCAGCAAGAGUACACAGUGGUCAGCAAAGCUCUACAACAAGUCGAGGAGCAGCUUGCUCGUCAUGAGCAGCAGAUCAACAUUCGCACCUCGGAAUUGAACAUGGCCCGCGACAAGGUGGAUCGUUUGUCACGCGAUCAAGUUGCGUUGGAAGAGCGACUGGUCGGGCACAUGCAAGACAAGUUGACGGUGGAUGCAGCAGGGCGCAAUGUCGGUCACCGCAUUCAGGGUGUCCGGAAGCAGAUUGCAGAGCAGGAAGCCUUGCUUGCUGAGGCAGAAAAUACCGUCGCGCGACACAACUUGACUGCCAACGAACAUGAGGCUGACAUUGAGCAGAUGGAAGAGACACGCCGCGAGCUUGUGAAGAAUGAACAGGCGUUGGGUCAAGAGGUGGAGACAGCUGAGAAAGACAUGAAACAAAACUACAUUUUCAUCGAACGCAAGCAGAGUCAAAUUGAUCGUCUCAAUAAGCGCAUUGGCACGCUUCGUGCGCGUCUAGCGGAGGAGGGCGCUGGAAACGAAGAUCUCUCGCCUGCUCAGAUUGAGGUUUCCAACUAUCGACGAGAGAUUAACGCUACCAUCGAGGAAAACAAUGUGCUGCAAGGCCGAUGGCUGUCUCGCCAGAGUGAGCUUGUGGCACAGGAGCGCCGUCUUGAGGCGGAGCAAAAACAGCUCGACGAGCUUCGCACGAAGCAUCAGGUGCUCUCGGAGCGUCAAUAUCGACUCGACGCGGAAACGGAGCAGCGUCGCGGUGAGAUCCGCGAUCAGGAACGCCUGUUCAAGCAGCUGCAAAAUGAACUUGUCAAGCUCAACACUCUGGUGACCAGUAAUCGCGGCAAACAAGAAGAUUUGCAGCAAAACCAUCAACUCAUGGAAGCCGAUUUCGUUCGCCAGCUGCGCGAGGAAGAGGCGCUAUGUGUGCAUCUGCAGUCUGAGCUGCAACAGAUCGAAGAAGAGCGCACACGCCUUCUCAACGCCGUGGUUGAGGCUGAGCGUCAGCUGCUGCUCUGGGAGAAGAAGAUUCAGUUGGCCAAGGAAACCAAAGCGGAACUCAAUCAGAAUGAGGGUGCCGAUGAGCUGAACAGUAUGCGCGGCGAAAUCCACCGCAUGACGCUGCGACUUGCUCAACUCGACCGUCAAAAGGAAGAGCUGAUCAAAGAGAUGGAGCGCUCCGUUGAUCGGCGUGGCACCAUCGGAAGCAAGGCACGACUGGCUGCAAAGAAAGGACAGCCCACCUCGCAGACAGUGCAGAAGGAGGUGCUGGAGCUGAAGCGCAAGGUUAAGCAGGCUAUUGCGGACGCUCGUCAUGCGCAGGAGAACAUUGCUGAGGCUGAUGCAGAGACUGAGGCAGUGCAACGAAGCGUUGAGGAGUAUCGACAGGAGACAGCCCAACUGUCCAGCCAGUACAAGCAGCUGCAGGAGCGAGUCAUGUCUCUUCAUGGCGAGCGCCAACAGAACUUGGAGACAUUGGUUCACCACCAAGAUACGAUCAAGUAUUUUGAAGGCGUGGAGGCAGGGCGGCAGCGCCGCCGUUACAAAGAUCCAGAAGUCUACCCUUCAAAGCUUGAGGCGCAGGAGAACAAGUUGCAGGCGCUUCAUGGCGUGGUGGACUACAUGCUCAACAUCGAGCCUGAGGCUAGGCCAAUGCUGGAGAGCAUCAAGUCUCUCAUCGGUUUACAGCUGCAGGUCUCCCAUAAAACCAUCUAA
Messenger RNA from Monosiga brevicollis MX1, 2682 nucleotides. RefSeq lists its product as uncharacterized. Gene Ontology annotation, cellular component: cytoplasm. NCBI's taxonomy places the organism in Eukaryota, Choanoflagellata, Craspedida, Salpingoecidae. Bases 1 to 2682 code for a protein of 893 amino acids. Gene Ontology annotation, biological process: axoneme assembly. The record is from RefSeq and is a predicted model, not a curated record. The transcript has 13 exons.